This is a messenger RNA of Micropterus salmoides (largemouth bass), 2069 nucleotides long. Its product is annotated as DEP domain-containing protein 7-like. The record is from RefSeq and is a predicted model, not a curated record. Lineage: Eukaryota; Metazoa; Chordata; Actinopteri; Centrarchiformes; Centrarchidae. The coding region runs from base 123 to 1868 and encodes 581 amino acids. The transcript is spliced from 12 exons. Gene Ontology annotation, biological process: intracellular signal transduction.
UGCUGAAGGCGCCUCUGCUCGGACGUUGUUUGUUUCACCGGCUGCUUUCUCCUGACUGUCUCGCCCACCUAUGAUCAAUUAAAUAAGCGUUACUCAGCUGCUUUUCGAUUCAUUUGGUAGGCAUGACCUCGAUAAAAGAAAGAGCCGCGGCCCUGAACCUUGCAGAAAAGUUGUGUGUGCGUCCUCAAGCACAUGGAGUGGCCAGUAAACCAGUCCAGUCUUUCUCCAUGUGGAGUGGCCUCAUCUCCCAGCUCAGGUCCUCUGUGACAGUGAAGCGCAGACGAGUCCACCUCAAGUCUCACAAUGACUGUUUCCUCGGCUCAGAGGCUGCGGACGUGCUGGCAGAACACAUUAAUCGUGUCAGAGGCAUUGAGGGUGCUACUGUGUCACGGGGCAAAGUAGUGUGCGUGUGCCAGGCUCUGUUGGACUGUAAUGUGUUUGAGGCGGUGGGAACCAAAGUCUUUGGAAAAGACAAAAAGCAGGAUGCCUUUCAGGACAGCAAGAGUGCUCUUUACAGGUUUGUAGAUGUGUGUACUCCUUCAGUCGAUGAGUUGGAAAGAAGUGUGCUGGUGAAUGGGAUCCAAAACCUCUUCUGCAGUGCUAAUUCAGACAGGCAGGAAGAGCAGACACGUCCCACUGGGUUACAUGUUCAGAUGUCCACCCCUGUCCGAUUUACUCAGACAUCCAUAAAAGCCAACCAACCGGACACUCCUGCCAGUGCCAGGCUGUCACUGGAGCCUCUGGUGGACAGUCUGAGUCCCAGCAGAGUACAGACUGACACUGUUUUACCACAGUCAUUGGUAGAGGAGGUGUGGCAGGAGCAGACUCUGCUCAGGCUUUUAAACCUAGUGGAGCUCCCCAUGCUGGAAGGGGUGCUUCAGUGCAGCCAGACCCCAUCCUCUCCCCCUCCAUUAAACCUGCUGGCUCACAGUAACCCAGACCUGAUCUACAGCAGCAACCACCUGGAUAGACAGAUCCUCAAGGCCUUGAGGAACUCGCAGGAAGAUGAGUGGCUCUGUACAGCUCUGGACUGUCUGGACUUCCUCCCUGAUCAGCCAGUGGUAGAGCUGAGCAGGGAGCUGCCUCACUGUUUCCCACAAGAUCAGGACAGCUGUGAGCAAGUGUCAGCUGGUGGUAGUUCACAAGAUGGAGGGCAGUCUGGUGAGCAGCUUUGUCUCUCCCAGAGUGGUUUGGCCCAGUGUAAGCUGCUGCUGUACAGGACCCUGGUGAAACACUACAGCCACGCAGACAGACCUCCACUGCUGCCCCAGCACAUGACUGACAUCUACACAGCCAUCACUGACCUGCUGGUCAAUGCCAAGUUGGGCACAGCUCUUGAGGCUCUGCAGCUGUGUCUCAAGCUGCUGCCUCCCUCCUGCAGAGACGAGCUGCGCAGGCUGCUUACAUUCAUGGCUCUGGCAGGUGACCCGCAGGGGAUAAAGCUGGACAAGGAGAUGGAGAACAGACUGGCAGUGAAGAGGUCUUUCUCGAGGGCAAUCCUCCUCAGCAAGGCUCUUUCAAAGGAGAAAGAGGACCUGAUGGUGGUCUUCAUGCUCAGCAACAUAAAGGACAUUUUUAAGAUACCAGGGGCUCUGCACAAAGGCGUGAGUGACAAGCUGGCCAGCCUUGUACAGGGGAAGCAACCCGACGUGACGGGCUAUACAUUCUGUCAGCAGGUCUCCAGCAGGACUCACGCUGAUACUACAAAGAAGUCCACCAACCAGGAACUGUGGGCUCUGCUAAACAGCAUCCAGCUGGACACCAAGAUGUCUGCCAAGGAGAGAAAGCGCCUACUUGGACAGUUUUACCAAGCCCACCCAGAGAUAUUUAUCCAGUACUUUGGGGAAUCUGCUGUUCGAGUGCUAUAGAUUUAGCAUAUAGCAUAGGCUAUGUGUCUCUGAAAUCUUCUACAGCCGUUUUUGCCUUUUACAUUUUGGGUAAAUACUUGGUCAGUUAGACACAAGCUGACUGACUUCAAAGAAAUGUUUAUGACUGUCAGUAAAUCUUUGUGGAGGUAUGAUUACACUGUAUUUGUGUUAUUGAACAAAAUAAACAGUUAAUAUAUUCUU